AUGCAGCAUUUGGUAUUGAAGGUCCUGUGUUCCACACUGCUGCUUCUAGCUGGGGUGCCCUAUGUGUACUCACAGGCAGAUUGUUCCCAAGCGGAAUCAUGUGACUUGUGCGUUGGAGACUCCAUGCUCAACCUGACAGGCUGCGUCUGGAGGCUUUGUCCAGAUGGUAAUGAUACGGGGGCGUGUCUGACUGAUGAGGGCGACUCAGCAGACACCUCCAGGAACUGCAGCUGGACCAGAGUGUCUGAACUGUGCACAGUUGUAGAGGCAGUGGCUGAGGGAGGAGGCGAAGGUGACUCAGGUGAUGGCAGUGACUCGUCUUCAGAGUUCUCCCAGGCCAAGUUUGACAUGUCCAGUUUCAUCGGCGGCAUCAUCCUGGUGCUGUGCCUGCAGGCGGGCGGCUUCUUCGCCAUGCGUUUCUUCAAAUCCAAAGAGCAGAGCAACUAUGACCCCAUCGAUAGUGCGUUGGUGCAGCAGCAGCCUCCGGUGGCAGGAGUGACCCAUAGCACCCAAUAG
Molecule: messenger RNA, 516 nt
Organism: Limanda limanda (common dab)
Lineage: Eukaryota; Metazoa; Chordata; Actinopteri; Pleuronectiformes; Pleuronectidae
Gene: cd164l2
Product: CD164 sialomucin-like 2
Exons: 6
Coding region: 1-516 (171 amino acids)
Cellular component (GO): cytoplasmic vesicle
Source: RefSeq, a predicted model, not a curated record